Abrus precatorius (Indian licorice) is the source of this 2072-nucleotide messenger RNA. Its product is annotated as glucan endo-1,3-beta-glucosidase 1-like. Gene Ontology annotation, cellular component: plasma membrane. Gene Ontology annotation, molecular function: hydrolase activity, hydrolyzing O-glycosyl compounds. The record is from RefSeq and is a predicted model, not a curated record. Gene Ontology annotation, biological process: carbohydrate metabolic process. The transcript is spliced from 3 exons. Bases 216 to 1736 code for a protein of 506 amino acids. Lineage: Eukaryota; Viridiplantae; Streptophyta; Magnoliopsida; Fabales; Fabaceae.
UUGAGUGUAGAAUUUGAAGGAAGGACUCUUUCUGGACCACACAACAGACAACACAGAAUAGCGCAGUAAACUCCCCCGUAUUUUGCGUUCUGCUCAUAAAUCUCUGUACUCUACACGCCUUUGCCUCCACUUCUCCUAUGAUUCCAAUUUCAAACUCCCCAAAAUGCUGCAAAAGCCUCAAGUGGAGCACAAUGAAUUGAAUUGCAAGUGGAAUCAUGACAAACUCCAUUCUCAGCACCCUCUUCUUCUUACCUUUAAUUCAACUCGUUGCUACUUCUGACCCAUUCGUCGGCUUCAACAUUGGCACCGACGUUUCCAACCUCUUAAAACCCACAGAAAUCGUCAAUUUCCUCAAACAACAAAACAUAAUUCACAUCCGUCUCUACGAUGCAGACCCCGACAUCCUCCGAGCACUGUCCGACACCCACAUUCGCGUCACCAUCAGCGUGCCCAACAACCAGCUCCUCGCAAUCGGUUCCUCCAACGCUACCGCGUUUUCCUGGAUCCGCAAAAACGUCGUCGCUUUCCACCCCCGCACCCUCAUCGCCGGGAUCUCCGUCGGCGACGAAGUCCUCACCACCGUCCCAUCCUCCGCUCCACUUCUCCUCCCCGCCAUCCAGUCCCUCCACGCCGCCCUCGUCGCUUCCAAUCUCCAAAACGACGUCGUCGUUUCCACCCCUCACUCUGCUUCCAUCAUCCUCGACCCUUUCCCUCCUUCUCAAGCUUACUUCAACCAAACCCUCUCCUCCUUCAUCCUCCCUCUCCUUCAGUUCCUCUCUGAAACUAACUCUCCCUUCAUGCUCAACCUCUACCCUUACUACGUCUUCAUGCAGAACAAGGGCUUGGUUCCUCUCGACAACACCCUCUUCAAGCCUCUUACCUCUUCCAAGGAAAUGGUGGACCCCAACACUCUGCUUCACUACACCAACGUUCUCGACGCUAUGAUCGACGCUGCUUAUUUCUCCAUGAAGAAUUUCAACGUCACCGAUGUUGUUGUUCUUGUCACCGAAACGGGUUGGCCUUCCAAGGGGGAUACGAAGGAGCCUUAUGCCACUAGGGAAAACGCUGUUACCUACAAUUCAAAUUUGAUUAAGCAUGUUUUGGAUCGUAGUGGAACCCCUUUGCAUCCGGAAAUCACUUCGAGUGUUUAUAUUUAUGAACUCUUCAACGAGGAUUUGAGGUCCCCGCCUGUGUCUGAGGCUAAUUGGGGUUUGUUUUAUGGGAAUGCUACGCCCUCUUAUUUGCUUCGUGUCUCUGGAAUUGGGACUUUUCUAGCCAAUGAUAAUGCCAAUCAGACGUAUUGUAUUGCCAUGGAUAGUGUUGAUUCCAAGACUUUGCAGGCUGCGUUGGAUUGGGCAUGUGGGCCAGGCCGGGCUAAUUGUUCUGAGAUUCAACCUGGGGAGACUUGUUAUCAGCCUAACAAUGUCAAGAAUCAUGCUUCUUAUGCCUUUGAUAGCUAUUACCAGAAUCAGGCCAAGUCUACUGGUUCUUGUGACUUCAAAGGUGUAGCUACCAUCACAACCACUGACCCCAGUCAUGGCAGCUGUAUAUUUCCUGGAAGUAAGAAUUUAAGCAAUAAGACAAAGCAAGUGGUGAACACUACUCAAUCAAGCAAUGCUGGGGAUAGUUUAAGAUUCAGCAGAUCCUUUAGCAGCAUCAAAAUAAGGGCAAUCCACAACUUUUUGCACAUUUACUUGGUUGCUGCUUUCCCCGCCAUGUUGUUAUUCCUUUUGUGAGGUGCAAAUAAUUCUCUUUGCUGUGUUUUCUGGGAAAGAGAAAAGGAUGGUGAGAUGGGGGAUAUGAUGGAUUAUUUUGUAUUUCUUAGAGCAAAGGAUAAGGGAAAAGUGAUUCUGGAUUACCUGCUUUCUAAACUUAGCGCUUAAGAUAGAUGCUCCCCUUCUAAGAAAGUAGGAUAUAUAAUUUUUAUGCGGGGAGUUCUUGUAACUAAAUAUGUGUCUCUUGAAUUUUUAUUUGUUAAUUUGUGUAGCAUUUGAGCAUAAUGGAAAUGAAUCUUCUUAUAUGAAUUUUGUGUACUUACACGGUUAUGACUUUAUGUAAAAGAAGAUAUCGAC